Messenger RNA from Anopheles coustani, 4933 nucleotides. It is a transcript of the gene Stat92E, whose product is annotated as signal transducer and transcription activator. NCBI's taxonomy places the organism in Eukaryota, Metazoa, Arthropoda, Insecta, Diptera, Culicidae. The coding region runs from base 1723 to 4692 and encodes 989 amino acids. Gene Ontology annotation, molecular function: DNA-binding transcription factor activity, RNA polymerase II-specific; RNA polymerase II cis-regulatory region sequence-specific DNA binding. Gene Ontology annotation, biological process: cell surface receptor signaling pathway via JAK-STAT; defense response; regulation of cell population proliferation. The transcript is spliced from 15 exons. The record is from RefSeq and is a predicted model, not a curated record.
CAGGCGGUGGUACGCAGUGAAUUAUAUCCCGAACCUUCUGUGCAAAGUUCGAAAUUUGCUUCCGUUUUUCCGGGCGGUGUUGUAAUUGUGAUUAACCAUCGAGAGCCGGUAAUCUGCACAUCCGGUGAGGCGUGUGCGGUGUUGGUCAUCGUCUCGGUUAGGAAGGGAUUAUAAAAGGAAAGAAAAAUAUUACGUCAAGCAAUAGGCAGCACCACCACACUCGCAACGAUCAAUUUUUCUACACUCAACCCACACGCGUGGAUGUGGCCGCCGCCGCACUUUUGUUUAUCCGUAGCGGCAACAAGCUAGCACGAGAUAGUCGCCAGUCGCCCUACAGCGCAGUUAACGUGCGCCAGUGGUGCGAGCGAGACCACAGGGAUUCCUUCACAUGCGUAGGGCUUAAGGGCCGCGAACGUCACAUCGAGUUGCUUAGAAUUCUAGCAGCCCUUGGACUUGCCGGUUUGUCGUUUGCCGGCUCCGCUGCUGGAAGGAAUACAAAGUUCAGGAAAAAAAUGAUUGAGAACGGUUAAAAUCGCACUUACUAUCGUGUGCAUUUAAUACCAAAUCUAAGUGCGCGAUUGGACCAUAAACUAAAGUAAACUUGUGCAGACAUGUUUUAAAAGGCUCUAAGAUUGUGACCAAAAGAAAGUGAACCUUGUCAAAUUUCCAUCUUGUAUCAAACCAGGAAGACUCUGGUGUUCGAAGUGGUGUGAUAAAAAAAAAUGUUUUAUAGUCGAUAGCGAUAUCGAUGUUGAUGAUAAAAAAAUUCGGAACUUUGAUAAACUUUGUCGAACUUUGAAGUGUUACGAUAUAGGGAACAGUGUGUGAAGUGAAUAUUCUGAAAUGUUUUAAUAGAUCACGAGUUCCCGACUACGAGUUAGCACUACAAUUUGAAGAUUUCCAUCUUGUAUCAAACCAGGAAGACUCUGGUGUUCGAAGUGGUGUGAUAAAAAAAAAAUGUUUUAUAGUCGAUAAUGAUAUCAUCGAUGUUGAUGAUAAAAAAUUUCGGUACUUUGAUAAACUUUGUCGAACUUUGAAGUGUUACGACAUAGGGAACAGUGUGUGAAGUGAAUAUUCUGAAAUGUUUUAAUAUAUUACGAGUUCCCGACUACGAGUUAGCACUUCAAAUUGAAGAUUUCCAUCUUGUAUCAAACCAGGAAGACUCUGGUGUUCGAAGUGGUGUAAUAAAAAAAAAAUGUUUUAUAGUCGAUAGCGAUAUCGAUGUUGAUGAUAAAAAUUUUCGGAACUUUGAUAAACUUUGUCGAACUUUGAGGUGUUACGAUAUAGGGAACAGUGUGUGAAGUGAAUAUUCUGAAAUGUUUUAAUAUAUUACGAGUUCCCGACUACGAGUUAGCACUUCAAAUUGAAGAUUUCCAUCUUGUAUCAAACCAGGAAGACUCUGGUGUUCGAAGUGGUGUGAUAAAAAAAAAUGUUUUAUAGUCGAUAGCGAUAUCGAUGUUGAUGAUAAAAAAAUUCGGAACUUUGAUAAACUUUGUCGAACUUUGAAGUGUUACGAUAUAGGGAACAGUGUGUGAAGUGAAUAUUCUGAAAUGUUUUAAUAGAUCACGAGUUCCCGACUACGAGUUAGCACUACAAUUUGAAGAAUUUUGGGGCUGCUGGCCAAUAUUUUCGGAGCUGAUAAUCCAUACAGACGUAGGAAGUACACGGAGAGAUCUUUUCAUUAAGUAAGCGCAAAACCCAACUACUCUAAACCGCCUCGAGAUGUCGCUGUGGGCGCGCGUUAAUCAGCUGCCUCAGCCUAUCCUGGACCAGAUACGGUUUAUCUAUGGCAACAACUUCCCCAUUGAGGUACGACACUAUCUGGCCGACUGGAUCGAGGAUCGUCUGCUUAAUGCACCGAUGUACACGAACGACCAGGAGACCGCGUACGAGCAGGAGGCGGCCAACUUCCUGAACCAGCUCAUUAUCGAAUUGGAGCGGACGGCGAUCAAUCUGCCGGAGAACAAUCUCACCAUUAAGAUACGGCUGAACGAGUCGGCUCGUAACUUCCGCCAGCUGUUCUCGCACAAUCCGGCCCAGCUGUACCAGCACCUGCUGAACUGCUUGCACCGGGAGCGCCAGUGCGUCUCGUACCCGGAGGAGUGCGUGAACGUGCAAGACCCGGAGGUGACGGAAGUGUUCAACGCGGUGCAGCAGCUGCAGAUCAUGGUGCGCACGAACGAGAACGACAACCGCAACCUGAUGAAGGAGUACGAGCACCUGCUGCUGGAGGUGCACGAGCUGCAGAAGAACCGGGCGCAGCUCGAGGCGAUGGAAAACACGGAAAUGCGGGUGCACGCGCACAACCAGCAUGCCCAGCACCAGAAGAUGGUGAACGAUCGGCUGCAGCUGUGCACCGGCAAGCGGCUGGCGCUGGUCGAUGGGUUCCGCAAGACGAUCCUCAUCACGGGCGAGGUGCAGAGUAAGGUCCUGUCGAAGUACCUGUCGCAGUGGAAGAUGAACCAGGGCUUCGCCGGCAACGGUGCGUCCACGAUGAGCGCCAGCAACCUCGACACCAUACAGGCGUGGUGCGAGAGCCUGGCCGAGAUCAUCUGGAGUACCAAGGAUCAGAUCCGGCUCGCCAUCAAAAACAAAUCCAAGCUGCACGUCGAGCAGGAGGAGGUACCGGAUCUGCUGCCGCAGGCCAUGAACGACGUGACGAACCUGCUCAAGACGCUCAUCACCAACACGUUCAUCAUCGAGAAGCAGCCGCCGCAGGUGAUGAAAACAAACACGCGCUUUGCCGCCACCGUGCGCCUUCUCGUCGGCAACACGCUCAACAUCAAGAUGGUCAACCCCCAGGUGAAGGUGUCCAUCAUUUCCGAGGCACAAGCUCAGCAGACGCAGCAGACGAACAAGGCAUGCGAGCAGUCCUGUGGCGAGAUCAUGAACAAUAUUGGCAAUCUAGAGUAUAACGAGACCACCAAACAACUGUCGGUCAGUUUUAGGAAUAUGCAACUAAAAAAGAUCAAGCGGGCGGAGAAGAAGGGCACCGAAUGUGUGAUGGAUGAGAAGUUUGCAUUGCUGUUUCAGUCCAGCUUUGCAGUCGGACACGGUGAUCUGGUGUUUUCGGUAUGGACCAUCUCGCUGCCAGUGGUUGUGAUUGUACACGGCAAUCAGGAGCCGCAGUCGUGGGCCACCAUCACCUGGGAUAACGCGUUCGCCGAUAUGCACCGUGUGCCGUUCCAGGUGCCGGACAAGGUGUGCUGGAACCAGCUGGCCGAAGCGCUUAAUAUGAAGUUCCGGGCGUCGACGGGACGCUCGCUCACCCCGGAGAACAUGCACUUCCUGUGCGAGAAGGCGUUCAAAACGACGCUGCCGUUCCCGGUGCAGAACGAUGUGACCAUCAUGUGGUCGCAGUUCUGCAAGGAGCCCAUUCCCGACCGCUCGUUCACCUUCUGGGAGUGGUUCUACGCGGCGAUGAAGGUGACACGCGAGCAUCUGCGCGGUCCCUGGAUGGACGGCAGCAUCAUUGGGUUCAUACACAAAUCGAAGGCCGAAGACUAUCUACUCAAGUGUCCGCGGGGCACGUUUCUGCUGCGCUUUUCCGACAGUGAACUAGGUGGCAUUACAAUCGCCUGGGUGAACGAAGGCAACGAUGGGCAGCCGCAAAUACUGCACAUUCAGCCCUUCACAGCGAAGGAUUUCUCCACCCGCUCGCUGUCCGAUCGCAUUCGCGACUUCGAUGAUCUCUACUUUCUCUAUCCGAACAAAUCGAAGCAGGAGGCCUUCGAUCGGUACACCACGCCCGUCGGUCCGCCGCGCAACAAGAACUAUAUCGCGUCGGAGGUACGCGCCGUCCUGAUGCCCGGACCGAACAAUAACCAAAUGAACAGUUUUCCCAACACCCCAUCGUACAACAUUCAAUCGCCCGACGCGUCCCGGGACACACCUUCUACUGGUUUCGGCAGCAGCAGCAGUCGAAAUGUGGGCUACCCCCAGCAUCGUUACGCGCCGAACUUCGAAACGUACGUGCAGGCGGACGACUUUGGGCCACCCUCCGUGGGCAGCAGCCAUGCGUCCGGCCCGGGCACCACUACCGCCACUCACUCGCUGGUCGGCAGCCCGCUGCGGCCUCCGCCGGCAUCCAGUGUGCUUUCUACGGUGAGCAACAGCAGCGGUAGUGUCGUCGCUGCGACCGGCCCUCCUCAUGGCCAUGCCACCAUCGAUCAUGGUGCUCAAUUACUUGCGCAACAGCAUUACCCACCGGCGCAUAAUCCUGUCGAGCAACAACGGCAUCAGCAGCUGUCGAACCAACAGUUCCAUCAGCACAAUUUGGCCGACGAUGUUGCCAUGCUAGAUGCUGGCGGAGAUCGUUCACAGCAGCUGCACAGUCAACACCUCCAACAGCAGCAGCAGCAGCAGCAGCAUAUAUUACCGUCCAUGCUAUCAGCAUUUUCCUUCACCAACAUGCCCUUCGGCGAGGCGAACCGAUCUGCUUUCCGACAGCAGCAGCACCAGCACCAGCAGCAGCAUUUACUUAAUCACGCUGAAAGUCCAACCCACAGCAAGGAGGGCAACGGUUCGGCCUCAUCCGCCUCGAGCGUGGAGUACAACAGCAACUGUCCACCGGAAAGGUCGUCAGCACGAAUGGUCUCGCCGACCACACCUGACGACCUGGAGGUGCUGACGGAUUUGCUCAGCAAUGCUGGCGCCGAUACCAAUAACAAUUGGUUCAAUCAGACACCUUAAGCACGUCGUCUCCACCGCCGUUUUGCCUUCUAGCAGUAGAGAACCUCCCGCCCUCUCCCAUACCCUUACCUUAUUUCCUCCACAUCUCUCGUUGGAUGAUCUUUGUACAGCGGGAAACGACGGGAAGAAAGUAGCAAAAAAAACGAGUUUCUGGAUGGCGGGGGGGAGGAUCUUGUGAUUAUGCUUUUCAACUAGCUACUGCCGAAACUCUGCCGGAUUUUAUACACCCUUGAAAUAAAUU